Molecule: messenger RNA, 974 nt
Organism: Carica papaya (papaya)
Lineage: Eukaryota; Viridiplantae; Streptophyta; Magnoliopsida; Brassicales; Caricaceae
Source: RefSeq, a predicted model, not a curated record
GGGAAAAAGGAUUGGAAAGCCAGGAGAAAGAAAUCACAGAGAGAGAGAGUUCGAGUGGGAUUUGGAGAUCAAAGAGGCGAGAGUGAGAGUGGGAAUUCGAGAAAGGGUUUGGGGGCUGGCGGUUUAUGCUCUGCGAGCUUAUUCUCCGGCUGUACCAGAAGAAGAGAGAGUAGAGGAGUAGAGGAACCCUAGGCGAGAUAAAAGAGGCUUUUUGAGAGAGCUUUGGGAAGCGAUUUUGUUGAGAGCUUUUUGGUUGGAGAGAAAAAGCGGGAGUCUCUUUUGUAGACUGAGGAAGCUUUUUGAUAAACUCUAGAGCACGAAUUUGAUAGCGAGAGUAAGAGAAAAAGAGGCAGAGGAGAUCGAUAUUUAGAGGAUUCAGCGGUAACCUUCUACGUCUUACAGAUCAUUAAACAAUGUCGUACGACGACGUGGAGAUAGAGGAUAUGGAGUGGAAUGAGGAGCUGCAGGCUUACACCUACCCUUGUCCAUGCGGUGACCUCUUCCAGAUCACAAAAGAAGACCUUCGACUUGGCGAGGAGAUUGCUCGUUGCCCUAGCUGUUCUCUAUAUAUAACUGUUGUCUACAACAUUGAGGACUUUCUCAAGGAUUCCAAUAAGAACACUGAGCCCAGCAACCAUCCACCCAUAGCUGUUGCGUGAUCGAGUUCAUUUGAAUGCUUGGACAGAGAUCUGGAUGGACUGACGUCGUUGCCCGUAGAUUCAUUUUUAUUACACUACAAUCUCUUGACAUAUAUGCAAUCAUAUGGAAAUGAUAAACUCAAGAUAUGAUGAUUACAUGCGGCAGAGAAUAGAUUGUGAUCAAUCUUGGCUGUUAGUAAACUAGAUAAGGAGUGUGUUGAUUUUUUUGGCAAUGUUCAUGAAUGAAUUUUUUUCUCUUUCAAUUGUGUACUGAGAGUAUUAUGGAAACUUUAGAGAUUUGAUCAUUGAGCAAUAUAAAUAUUCAUUUGAUUCACA